This is a messenger RNA of Triticum turgidum subsp. durum (durum wheat), 345 nucleotides long. NCBI's taxonomy places the organism in Eukaryota, Viridiplantae, Streptophyta, Magnoliopsida, Poales, Poaceae. The record is from the annotation of a GenBank genome assembly.
AUGGUGGCGCUUGGCGGCAGUGAAGCUCUAGGGCAGCGCGAGGACGAUGGGUGCGGGCACGAGAAUGAGGUAGGGCUCGGCAGAGGGAGGACAUGGCAGAGGAAGGCAACGCGGAGCAGAGGCACGGAGUGGGGUGAGGAGAUCGGGCGCAGACGCGAGAGGAUUUGCGGUCUGCGUGCGGUUCCUGUGGGUGGCGGCGUGAGGAAGAUGGAGAUCGAGGAGAGGGAUCAAUGGAGAAGGGGUUCGAGCGUGGCUGGGCCUAGGGUUAAGCAGCGGAGGCUGGCUGGGCCUUGGCCUUGGUCCGGCGCGAGGAAGAGAGUUCCAGGCUGCUGGGCUGAACAUUGA